CCUCGCAGUUAGCGCGCUAGGAGAGAAGCAGCCACACCCGCAGCGGGAGCGGAGCAAAGCCGAAGACAAUGGCAGGCUCAGCGCUGGCGGCUCGAGCUCGGCUCGGUGUCUGGGGUAUGAGGGUCCUACAAACCCGAGGUUUCGCCUCGGACUCGUCGGAGAGCAUGGAUACGGGCGCCGGCUCCAUCCGAGAAGCUGGUGGGGCCUUCGGAAAACGAGAGAAGGCUGAAGAGGAUCGGUACUUCCGAGAGAAGACUCGAGAACAGCUGGCCGCCCUGAGAAAACACCAUGAAGAUGAGAUCGACCACCAUUCCAAGGAGAUCGAGCGUCUGCAGAAGCAAAUUGAACGGCAUAAGAUGAAGAUUAAAAACCUAAAGAGUAAUCAUCAUCAUCAUUAAACGCCACACAGUCAGUCCCUCACAGAGUGGCAGGUAUCACUCCCCACUUCUGUAGAGACAUUGUUUUGAAUGAUUUAACAUUUGGUCUGUGUGCUACUAACAGAUAAUAAAUUACCACCAGGAAA
Messenger RNA from Apodemus sylvaticus (European woodmouse), 523 nucleotides. It is a transcript of the gene Atp5if1, whose product is annotated as ATP synthase inhibitory factor subunit 1. Gene Ontology annotation, molecular function: ATPase inhibitor activity. NCBI's taxonomy places the organism in Eukaryota, Metazoa, Chordata, Mammalia, Rodentia, Muridae. The transcript has 3 exons. Gene Ontology annotation, biological process: negative regulation of ATP-dependent activity. The coding region runs from base 69 to 398 and encodes 109 amino acids. Gene Ontology annotation, cellular component: mitochondrion. The record is from RefSeq and is a predicted model, not a curated record.